AUGGGUAGAAAAACGAUAUAUGAAAUAGAGAAGGAGUACUUAAAUCCUCCACAUCAACAUUUUAAUGCAGAUAAGGAAAAUCUCCGAAAUGACAUUAAUGAACUGUUUGGCUUUGAUAUUUACCAGUACCAACAUAGCAUCGGUGCAUCACAUAGAAAGUUAAUAAAGAGGAUAAACAAGGAUAGAUCUGCACAAACAGCUUUUAAAGGGGCUGGCUCCAGAAUAGACAACGGUAUAUGUCAGAUACUAUCUCACUUUGUUACUUAUAACGAUUUACUUAUGAACCAAGAAAGGUUUGAGAAAUUUUUUUACAACUUAACCGCAGUAACAAAAGAAGAAAGGAGAAGGAAAUUACUAGAGUUAGUGAAUUUGCUGCCUCCAAAAGUAGAAAUUUUCUAUACCAGCAACAUAAAUGAGAGAAUUAGGGGAUUUAUACCUUCGCCUCAAGUUACAAUAUUAUCACCAGACCAUCCAUGUAUUGUAAGUAUAAAUGAUUCUAAAACUGCAUUUACACUGGACACAAGCACUUUGACAGAUAGCCUGCGUGUAGUUCCUGAAGGUCAUUAUGCUAGCAUUGAAUUUGCCAGUAGAUACAAUGAUAAAUUUUUGCAUGGCCAUAGUAUAGUUGUAAAGAAAUUAAAAAAUAAGCAUACACUAAAUGAUAAGUAUUCAGUGUAUGACCCCAAUAUGGGAGCGAUAUUUAGUAUCAAAGAGACUAAAAUAGGGGAAAUUGUACAAGCAAUUAUCAACAAGUAUGCAAUGAAAUGGUAUAAUCGGGAUAGAAGUAUGGUGGAUUAUAUUUCGAUAAAAGAUAGCACAAAAUUCCUAGAAGAAAUAGAACAGUAUACAAGUAAUAAUACAAUGAAGAAGUAUACUAUUUAUUGCAUUCCAGUAAAUCAUAACACUAUAAGCCACUUCUACUAUGAUCAGCAUACAAUUACUAACUUUUCGGCAGAACAUGUCAGUUAUUACGAAACUUUGAAGGUCAAAAGAAAUGCUUCUAGUCACGAUAUAAAGGAAGCAUAUAAAAAAUUAGCUCGAAGGUGUCAUCCGGAUAAAAAUCAUGACAACCUAGGCUCUGUGAACCAAAAUUUGGAGAAAUAA
Cinara cedri is the source of this 1104-nucleotide messenger RNA. The record is from the annotation of a GenBank genome assembly. Lineage: Eukaryota; Metazoa; Arthropoda; Insecta; Hemiptera; Aphididae.